AUGAAAAGGUCCAAAAUUUCUAUUUCUCAUCUCGAGAAACCCAAAAUUAAGAAAUACAACGUUAUAAACAGCAUCCUUUCUAAUCAAAACAUAUUUGUUUUGCCAUACCAAGAAAGCACCACAAACGAUGUUUGCAUUCAAACAAAUGAAGCAUGCUCUUAUGAAAAAACAGAAGAGAGUCCAAAAAGCAAAGGCAUAGAAAUAAUAAAAUUAAAACCAAGUGAAGAUAUGGGAAACCCACUUAAUUGUGUAUCACUAUCCCUCAAUUUAAGAAAAAUUGAGCAAAAAAUAUCUAAAAAAUAUUUCAUAGAAGAAAAGCCAUCCCCUUCACCAUCAACAGAAUCUCGCAUUGAGUAUAAAAAUUUGAUGAAGGUUUAUCAAAGUUCCGGAAACCUUCCCAAGCAAAAAUCAUUUUUAUAUAAUGCUUCAACUAGUGAGGCUUCUCAAAGUUUGGCUUCAAGUGAGCAUAACUCUCCUUUGAAGCCAUCAGCAUACCCAAAGGUUCAACUUUCUAAAGAGCUAUUAGAAUAUAAAAGCCUUGCUGAUGCUUAUCAAAAUAUAAGCGACCUUCCUAAAUUAAAAAUUGACAAAGAGCGCCCAAAAACCUCUUUAAGCCACCAGCGACGUAAAUCUUGCUCUGAUAAAUCAGUAUUAGGACUGCAAUAUAAAUAUUUUGCCUCAAAUAUUGGCAAAGAAAAAAAGUCUGCUAACCCCCCCCCCCCCCUCCGUGAGCGAACAAAACCAUUAGAAAAAUCGCCAUUUUUUGACCAAAAACCCACCCUCCGUGAGUGAACAAAAAUUUUUUUAAUAGAAAAAAUUUUAAUGGAAAAAAAUUUUGAUAUAUAAGUGAUAAUUAGUAUAAUGAAAUCUAGAGCUAAUUCUGUUUAAUUUUAAACAAAUUGCGUUUUAAAACAUAAAUUUUGCAAAUUAAAUUAAUAUUUGCUUCCCAAUUUUUGCAAAUUAGGAUUUUUUUAAAUUUCGAAAAAAAAUAUUUUUUAUAAAAUUAUAUAUAAAUUUUUUUUAAAAAAAAAAUUAACCCCCCUCCGUGAGCGAACAAAAUUUUUUUUGUUCGCUCACGGAGGGGGGGGGGGGGAGUAAGUGCAAUAAAUGCAACUCUAUUUACUGUGUAUGCCAUGAUAGAAUCAAUGACAAUCUUUGCUUGAAUUUUAUUAAAGAGCAUCAAAAGCAAGUUAAUAAAUGUGAAGAAAUUAAGCAAGAAAUAGGGUUUCUACAAAAGGAAUUCCAGUCUUUUCAGAGGCAAAAAGGAUCAGUAUCUUCUAGCUUUUUUAUAGGCGAAAAUAAUGAAAGCUUUGAAUCCCCUAGGAAAAAUUUGUAUAAAAAUAAGAUUAGCCAUAGAAGGAUAGCAACAGCUGGAGAAAAAGGAGAAAAAUCAAUAGAAAGUUUGGGAAGAAAAAUGAAGCAAAUUAGAUUGGAAAAUCGCAGAAGAAAUUCCAACUCAAAGUCUUCAGUUAGUUUGAAUUCUCCUGGCAUUGUGGUAUCGCAAAUAGAUACUUCUGCUUUAAAAUGCAAAGUGAGAAGCUAG
This is a messenger RNA of Blepharisma stoltei, 1543 nucleotides long. The record is from the annotation of a GenBank genome assembly. NCBI's taxonomy places the organism in Eukaryota, Ciliophora, Heterotrichea, Heterotrichida, Blepharismidae.